Anopheles coluzzii is the source of this 831-nucleotide messenger RNA. RefSeq lists its product as uncharacterized. Bases 161 to 727 code for a protein of 188 amino acids. The record is from RefSeq and is a predicted model, not a curated record. The transcript has 2 exons. Lineage: Eukaryota; Metazoa; Arthropoda; Insecta; Diptera; Culicidae.
CAUCAAAACACAUUUUAGUUCGCGCUGCAAAACAGUCGGUCUCCUGUUUUGCUGUUUGUAUUUUCAAAAUUUAUCAACAGUGAUUUCUUUUUUUUAUCUCCCUACCGUAAGAAACUUCCCAAUGUUGGUGUUCAACUAUCCAUAAACACAAACACAAGCUAUGAGUGGAAACGGUGUCAACUUGCACGAUUUGCGGUUGAAACUUUUCGGCCCAACGCUGGACGAUUCCGUGCUCUACGGAGUGGAUCGCAUGAUUGACUGCUUUCGAAGGUGCAAAGAUACGCCCAGAGUGCCGGUCCGGAGUGCCAGCUUCUACCGGUCCUGUGAAACUUUACCCCCGCUCGAGCCGAACACUCCCUCACCUGCAACCUUCGAACCACCAGCAGCGAAGCUUUCGCCCGACGAGAUGGAUCUUAUCAUUGACGCAAUUGUUCAGUCUCGCCGGCAGAACGGUCAACGGUAUGCGCGGAAGGUGAACGCAGCACCGGCCCGGAGAGUCAAACCGUCGGAGCCGCGACUACGCGAAACCCGGUGGGCCCUGGCGCGCAUCAACGAGUUUGACGAUGGUGGCAAAACUUACGAAAUUAUGAAGCCACUAGACGGGAGCAGGCUGCCAACGGGGACGUCGGUGUCGACGGAUACGGAAAUUGUUUUCGCCCUGCUGCAAAACGGCACCACACUCACGUACCGCAUCCAGCCAGGGGAAUCGUUCGACCGAGCACGAUGAAGAAGAGCAGAGAGUCGCUGAUUGUGCGUAUUUUAUUUUGUACCAUUUUUUUUGCUUCUAUAUUGUUGCUUUUGUCCCACACACUUACUCAAAAACAGGCAAGC